AAUGAAGAUGAGAUCCCUUGGGAGGACCUGUCUCAUUGUCUUGAGUUUGCUACCAGCUGUUUCUACACAAGAUGGCAGCUCUGUUGUUGGCUCUGAUCAGACCCUCAUUGCCUCUGCUGGUGAAGAUGUCAUCCUCCCCUGUCACAUCACCCCCAGUGUUAGUGCUGUGGACCUAGACGUGAGGUGGUACAGAGACAGUUUCGAUAUCCUAGUUCAUUUAUAUGAAGAUCGAAGGGAUCGCACAGAUGUUCAGGACAGUGACUAUCGGGGCCGCACUGCUCUCUCUAGAUUUGAGCUGGAGGAUGGCAUUCUCUCUCUGAACCUGAGAAACCUCCGUCCCUCUGAUAGCGGGGUCUAUUCCUGCUAUGCCACUGAUGGAGUCUGGGAUGGACAAGGAAAGACUGAACUGAUAGUCAGAGCUCUGGGGACCCAGCCCUCAAUCUCUAUGGACUCUACACAAGGAGAGCAGACCCGGCUGGUAUGCAGAUCAGAGGGGUGGAGCCCUGAACCUGAAGUGAUCUGGAGAGACAGGGAUGGAAACGAUGUGACAUCACUGUCCAACACAACACUGCUGAGAGUCAGUCAGGGGCUCCGCAGUGUCAGCAGCUACAUCAAAAUCAAACAGCAAUCCAACGUGUUCUCCUGUCUGGUUAGAAGUAAAAUACCCAAACCAGACUGGGAAUCCAAACUCCACAUAUCCAGGGAUUUUUUCCCAGGAGUCUCUGGAUGGAUGGUGGCUUUCUUCUUGACUUUAGCUCUCAGUAUUGGAGCCAUUCCUCUGCUGGUGAUCCAAUGGAGAAGAAUGGAUGCCAUGGAGAGAAAGCUUGAGCCUAUGGCUGCUCAGCGCCUUCGUGAUUUCCAUUACACGAGAAAGGGACACAUUGUUAAGAACUGUCCUGAGAAAGGAGGUAAUGCUGGCGAGGAGAAUGAGGGUGAGCAAGGGGAGAGAGAAGAAGCUGGGCAGCCGGAGGCGCGUGGAGCUGAAAGUGGUUCCGUGGUUUCUGAAACCCUGGCUAAAGAGGGUAGUAAGGUGCAGGACACAAUGAAGGCUCGCGGGAGUCUGAAUCGGGACAGCAACGCUGAGGAGAGUGUGAGUGAGUCGGCCGGGGUUGAAAAACCGGGCAGUGGGCUUCUGAAUACUGAGGUGGAUGCGCCAACACAGUUUUUCUUUGGCAUGGAGAAAAAGAGUGCGCAGCGCAAAGUAAUUCACUGCCUGAAGACACUGUCAGGGGACGAGUUGAGGGAGCCCAGAGAGAUCCAGCAAUGUGCUGUGGACAUCUACACAAAGCUGUUCACAGCGGAAGCUGAAGGACAGCCGGAGGAGACACAGCACUUCUUGGAGACUGCCGAAGAUCUCUGA
Acipenser ruthenus (sterlet) is the source of this 1360-nucleotide messenger RNA. Its product is annotated as butyrophilin subfamily 2 member A2-like. The record is from RefSeq and is a predicted model, not a curated record. The transcript is spliced from 8 exons. NCBI's taxonomy places the organism in Eukaryota, Metazoa, Chordata, Actinopteri, Acipenseriformes, Acipenseridae. The coding region runs from base 2 to 1360 and encodes 452 amino acids.